CUUUGUACAGAAACAACACUUUAGCCUCAGAACAACAGAGAAGUGCACAGCUGCAAAGCCCCAGGGAAGCUGCUCACCUACUCUGUCCCUUUACCAUGGACUACCUUUCAGCCUUGAACCCCAAUGGACUCCUGAGGUCAGUUUCCACUAUGGGCUCUGAGCUUGGCCGUAGGGUCUGGAACUCAGCCCCACCACCUCAGCGACCCUUCCGUGUUUGUGAUCACAAGCGGACAGUCCGGAAGGGACUGACAGCUGCCACCCGCCAGGAACUGCUAGAUAAGGUGCUGGAGACUCUGCUGCUGAGUGGAGUGCUAACCCUGGUACUGGAAGAGGAUGGGACUGCUGUGGAGAGCGAGGACUUCUUCCAGCUGCUGGAGGAUGACACAUGCUUGAUGGUGCUAGAGCGGGGACAGAGCUGGAGCCCCCGGAGUGGGAUGUUAUCAUACGGCCUAGGACGGGAGAAGCCAAAACACAGCAAGGACAUCGCCCGCAUCACCUUUGAUGUAUACAAGCAAAAUCCUCGAGACCUCUUCGGCAGUCUGAACGUCAAAGCUACAUUCUAUGGGCUCUACUCCAUGAGCUGUGAUUUCCAAGGAGUUGGACCCAAAAAAGUACUCAGGUCAGAGAUCAACAUGUCCUACACCCUACAGGUGGACAGUUCAAGUUCUGCCUCUUGUACCCACAUACCCCACAAGCUCUCCUGUGUGAACGCCAUCCCCACCCCAAGCUCCCACGGUCUAGGCCUCCUCUCAGCUUCCCCUCAAUCCUUUGGUUUCCUCUCACCCCUGCCCUUCAGGGAACUCCUCCGUUGGACUUCCUCACUGCUGCAAGGCCUGGGUCAUAUGCUGCUGGGAAUUUCAUCUACCCUUCGCCAUGUGGUGGAAGGGGCUGAGCGCUGGCAGCGGCACAAGCAGAGCCACCUCCAUUCAUAAUGAAAAGGGCUUUGAGCAUGUACCCUGAGACUGGUUCCAAGAGACAUCAUCAGAUUUGGGGUCUGCAGUGUGCCAGAGGUAACUCACCCGACUCCACCGUAACAGAACCUACAGCACACUGCCUUGGUUCUCCAGUCUGCACAUUCCCUGAAGAAUGCUGCCUAUCUUACCUACAAAUCCUGCCUUCUCCUUACCCUGCAGAACCACAACCUUGUCUGCUGGCAUCCUGAUCCCACCAUAAUUGCAGCUGUAUCUCCAUUCUUACUGACUCUUAUCCCAAAGAUCCCACUUACCAAUGACAACUGUCCCUAGCUUUACCCUGAGAUACCUUUCCCCUAAAAAAUAAAAAUAUUCCCAAGUAAAA
Messenger RNA from Phodopus roborovskii (desert hamster), 1296 nucleotides. It is a transcript of the gene Cideb, whose product is annotated as cell death inducing DFFA like effector b. NCBI's taxonomy places the organism in Eukaryota, Metazoa, Chordata, Mammalia, Rodentia, Cricetidae. The transcript has 4 exons. The record is from RefSeq and is a predicted model, not a curated record. Bases 96 to 932 code for a protein of 278 amino acids. Gene Ontology annotation, biological process: regulation of apoptotic process; apoptotic process.